This is a messenger RNA of Osmia bicornis bicornis, 2211 nucleotides long. RefSeq lists its product as uncharacterized. The transcript has 12 exons. The record is from RefSeq and is a predicted model, not a curated record. The coding region runs from base 193 to 2031 and encodes 612 amino acids. Gene Ontology annotation, biological process: protein localization to kinetochore; mitotic spindle assembly checkpoint signaling. Gene Ontology annotation, cellular component: RZZ complex. NCBI's taxonomy places the organism in Eukaryota, Metazoa, Arthropoda, Insecta, Hymenoptera, Megachilidae.
UUAAUUGAACAAUAAUGAUGGAAAAUAAAAAACGUUUAACAUUUUUUGCUGCAGAUGUUGACCAAUAUAAAACUGCGUUAAAUAUAUUAUGAUGUAAUUCCGAACACUCAAUUUCAAAAUUCUAAUUCAAAUGGAAAGUAAUGAAUACAAGUGUGAUAUUUGUACAUACCUAUUGAAAAGCUAUUGAAAAUAAUGUUUGAUUUAAAAGUAUUAGAAAAAGUAAAAUUAGAUCCGUCUAUAAAAAUAGGCGAAAUCAAUUUAUCAUACAUAUUUCGAAUUUUACCAGAAUUCGGAAAUCCAUCCAUUAUUUUAUAUAAAGAGCGUCCUUUCGAAUCUCAAAGUAAUUAUUUAUCAUUUACGGAGCAUGAUCAAACAAGUGUUUUUGAAGUUACUGGAUCACCUCUCAAAUAUUCUUUUAAUGAAGGACAUGAUGUUCAAGACAGUAUUAUUCUAAUAAAACAAAAUUGGUAUAAAAAGGAAGAACAGUAUUUACCAUUGAGUAGAACAGAAGCAUGUAAUGCAUUAAAUGAAUGUAUUGAAUUUAUCAAAGAUACUUCAUCUCCAAUAUUUGCACUUUGCAAUGGUACAGACAAUAAAAACAGCAGAGUAUUAGGUACGAUGAUUGAAGGGAACUGGUUUAUUAGAAUUGAAAUUUGUUCAACUGGUAUUGAAAGUCUUAAUGUUAUUAAGGAUUCUUCUUCUAAAAUUUUUCAACAACAUUUAGAACUUUCACACGCAUGCGAACGUGAUGUAACUAUAUCUGUAUUUAGCAUUUUUGACUUGUUUGGGAUAAAAGGAGAAAUGAUUAAUUGGGAUGAAAAUGUAAAAAGCAACUUUGAAGGGAGUUUAAGCAUCGAAGUAAAUACUUGUAGUUUGUCUUUAUAUAUACCUUUAAAGGAAACAAAGAAUAACUUGGUUGCUCAAGUUGUUACUGGUUCAGAUAAUAGCCUUUUGAAAGAAUUAUGGCAACAAUUAUUGUUGUUAAAUGAAUAUUUGAAUAUAAUAGGACAAUAUAAAAAGAACACAAAUGAUUAUAAUAAUCAAGUUCUUUUAAAAUUCCCAGAAAAUUUUAUGAGUCCAUGUACAAAGGAACAUGACAUAAUAAUGAAAAAUUUAAGUCUUUUAUUGAAUAAAGAUUACAGUUUUCGAAAUACUGAUACCAUUGAUUUGCAUAAAGUGAACUUUGCAAAUGAAGAUAAUUUUGAAAAUAAUAUAAAAAUUCAACAGUACAUACAGAACCUUCCCUACAGAUAUAAUUUAGAUUUUACUGAUUUUUUAUGGGAAUUGGUCAUAAUGAAUUCAAAUUAUAUUGAAAUGACAAAAUGUAUUCAUUCAGUAUUUAAGGAAAUUAUAGUAAAUGGCACUUUAGUGCAGGUAAAUUCUUCAAAUUCAACAAGAAUUGCCAAAAUUAUUGCUAAUCAUCCUCAACAAAAAACAAUUUCACAUUUAUUAUCAGGCAGUUUACCAUUAGAAUAUAUCAUAGAUAUGGGUUUUGAAAAAUUGUAUAAAGACUAUACACACAUUUUGAUACAUUCAAGAUUUAAAGAACUAUAUGAUAUACAACAAAAAUUUAAAACUCUAGCAUGCGAUGAGUUUACAGUUGAUACUUAUAGAGAAAAAUUAAUAAUAUUGGCACAAGUCCAUGUAUGUUUGGAGUUUAUGUUACUUAUACAGAAUAAUUUAGAAUGUCCAAAUGAUGAUAUUCAAACUUUAUUUUCUUGUGCUUUUAAACAAUAUGUUUGUGGAAAAUCACCUGUACAGAGCUGUCAUGAAUUAUAUAAGAAUGUAAUUUAUACUUUAACUGCUCCAUUACCUGUUUCAGUACUUAAUAAUUUGAAUAACGAAAUACCUACCGUACGAAGAGUUUCACUAUCAUCUGAAUCGCAAUUAUCUAAAUUAAAAACUACUACAUAUUACAGUCAGUUACCUAUAUUUCCAACGAAUGUAUGGAAUCCUGCAGAUGAUUCAAAUGUAAUGGACGGAGCAUACCAUGUCACCACAGCUAUGUGCUUCUCCAAUAAGUUUAAAUAAAAAAUACUGGAGAAAUUCAGAACUGCCAUUAAGUUUAUUUAUUUGGGUACUAAAAAUAAGUUACACACGUUGCGAGGUAAUUACACGUUUAAUCCAUAAUUAAUAAAAUAAGAAUUAUAAAAGCAUUUGUCAAAUACAUUAAAUGUAUUCAGUAUAUAAAUAUAACUAGAUUUACGAGUG